Molecule: messenger RNA, 795 nt
Organism: Aspergillus tanneri
Lineage: Eukaryota; Fungi; Ascomycota; Eurotiomycetes; Eurotiales; Aspergillaceae
Product: putative L-cystine transporter
Exons: 2
Coding region: 1-795 (264 amino acids)
Biological process (GO): L-cystine transport
Cellular component (GO): fungal-type vacuole; vacuolar membrane
Molecular function (GO): L-cystine transmembrane transporter activity
Source: RefSeq, a predicted model, not a curated record
AUGCUUUGCUGGUCUGCAUCCUUCUAUCCCCAGCCGAUCAGCAACUUCCAGCGGCGCUCCACCGUUGGGCUUGCAAUCGACUUUCCCACGAUUAAUGUCCUGGGAUUCGUGUGCUACACAGCUUAUACUUCGGCCUUUCUCUAUUCCCCCGUAAUUCGUGGCCAGUAUGCGGCUCGUCAUCCGCUCUCGCAAGAGCCUACGGUCCGCUUUAAUGACUUUGCCUUCGCGGUGCAUGCCGUCGUGCUUAGCGCUCUUACCUAUACCCAGUUCUGGCCGAUAAUAUGGGGGUUCAGGGUCUCGCGCUUUCAGAAGGUCAGCAAGCCGGUUGCGGGCCUCUUUUGGGGGUCGAUAGUCGCCGUCGGAAUAGUAAUAGCGAUUGUUCUUGCCAAGGGUCCCGACCAGGGUUACAACCCAUCAUCUUGGGCUUGGAUUGACGUAAUAUACACUCUCUCCUAUGUGAAACUGAUCAUCACCAUUGUGAAGUAUGUGCCUCAAGCGUGGGUUAACUAUAAGCGCAAAUCCACCGAUGGCUGGAGUAUUGUACAGAUCCUUUUGGAUCUUUUCGGCGGCGUGCUGUCCCUGGUUCAGUUGGUCCUUGAUUCAAGCUUCCAAAACGACUGGAGCGGUAUUACGGGAAACCCCGUUAAAUUCCUGCUGUCGAAUGUCACUAUCCUCUUUGACCUGGUCUUCGUGGUUCAGCAUUACAUUUUGUACGCAGAUCCAGAUGAAGGAAAGGACAGACGGCGGAAUCCUAAUCUUGUCAGCCCUCUGUUGUCAGAGCCUAAUCGCCUGUGA